GUUGCCAGGGCAGCGCCGCGCGCCCGGCCCGCCCCCGAUGCUCCGGCCGCCGGUUGGGGCUCGUGGGGCUGCUGUGCUCGGACCCGGGCUCCGUCCCGUGGGAGCACCGAGAGCAGGGCAGGGACGCUCGCACCAGACUCCGGCCCCGAGGCGCGCCGAGCGAGCGGUCCCUCCCGCGCCGCGCCCCGGCUGUCGCCGCGUUUCCGCCGGGCGGUGGUUCCCGAAGACCGAGGGCUGGGCAGGAGCAGCGGGCGUGCGCGCUGGUUUGUCAAUGUUGGAGUCACAUUAUGGGAUUGCUAGACAGACUCUCAGUGUUGCUUGGCCUGAAGAAGAAGGAGGUUCAUGUUUUGUGCCUUGGGCUGGAUAAUAGUGGCAAAACAACAAUCAUUAACAAACUGAAACCUUCAAAUGCUCAAUCUCAAGAUAUAGUUCCAACGAUAGGAUUCAGCAUAGAGAAAUUUAAAUCAUCCAGUUUGUCUUUUACAGUGUUUGAUAUGUCAGGUCAAGGAAGAUACAGAAAUCUCUGGGAACACUAUUAUAAAGAAGGACAAGCCAUUAUUUUUGUCAUUGACAGUAGUGAUAGACUAAGAAUGGUUGUGGCCAAGGAGGAACUCGAUACCCUUCUCAACCAUCCAGAUAUUAAGCACCGCCGAAUACCAAUCUUAUUCUUUGCCAACAAAAUGGAUCUUAGAGAUGCAGUGACAUCUGUAAAAGUGUCUCAAUUGCUGUGUUUAGAGAACAUCAAAGAUAAACCAUGGCAUAUUUGUGCUAGUGAUGCCCUAAAAGGAGAAGGAUUGCAAGAAGGUGUAGACUGGCUUCAAGAUCAGAUCCAGGCUGUGAAGACAUGAAAAGAUAGUAUUUGGAAACCUCAGCAAUUUUCAAUUCAAAGAAUAUAUCUUAAGGCAAACUAAAUACUUUAAACUUUUUAAAAGAUAUCUGUGCAUCUAAGAAUACUGUAUAAUCAUCUUCUUGCAUUUAUGGACUCAAUGAGCUUUUUUAAGAACAUAGGACUUCAGGUAUGCUAAUGUGGCCAUUAAUUUUAUGAAGACUAAAUCUUUUCUCAGAAGGGCUCCCAGAAUUAUCAGCUUCUUGGUAAAAGUCUACAUUUGUUUGUAAUUAGAAUGUUUAAAGGUUAGAGUUAUAAGCCACCUCAGUCUCAUCAUGACUUGUGAUAUCUUUAAUGCAUUUUAUUUUGUAAAUUGUCUAUCUUCUAAAAAUUUAUGGUAUGACCUUGCAGUAUGAUUGUGCUUGUGAAAAAGAACCUUAAAUAUUUAUAAGGGACCAUGGGUAAUUAAUAUAUAUUAAAUUUUUACUGUGUGUCACCAUCAAUGAAACAUAAAAUGUAAUGUACCAACUAGUGUGCUUUAUUUAUGCUGAAAAGAAUAAUGCUGUGUUAAUAUGGCAUUUGGUGUUUUACUGUCCAGCAUUUGUAAAUUAUCUGACACCAAGUUAAGCUGUAUUUAUUUACCCAGUGACUCUUGCACAUCUCUAUACUGGUACUAGUCUGGCAUUGUCCUAGGCAGUGGUGACACAAGGUAAAUAAGACAUAUUCCUCAUCCUCAGAGAACUUAAAUGUUAAUGAGGGAGAAUUUUAGAACAUUUUCAUACAUAGUAUCUAAUUUUAUUUCAUUGGCUGAAUGAAAACAUUGCAUUUUAAGAUUAAGAAGUAUAAAAAUGAAUUAAUGUGUGAUUCUUCAAUAAUUAUUAUAACCAACUUCUUUUUUCUUCUUUAAAAUGCCUCCAGUAAACUGAAAUUUCCAGUUUUGCUAAGUGGAAGUUAACAAAAGUUUGCUAAACUCCAGUGCUUUGUUAAAAUAGGUUGUGACUCACCAAAUUGUGUUUUCCCUGAGCAUAAACUGCUCCAAAAAUAUCUGUUAGAAUUUUAGACAUGUAUCAGGCAUUUACGGUACACAAAUCUUACUUCCCACAACUUAGAGACCACUUCUAAUUGUGAACUCUAAGCAGAAGCUUUCAUUUUAAAUUAAUCACUGGGAAGCAGUGUAUAGAGCAAUGGUGUCAAUGCUGAAAAACACUGUAUAUGAAGAAAACCUGGAAUAUACAAUCUGUAACAUCUUAAACAUCCUUAGCUGUGAAAAUGAUAAAAACAGAAGGCAAAAGGUAAGUGAGUAAUACAGAUGUGUUAUAGUAACUGCAGUAGUGGAAUGUUUCACAGAGAUUUGAAUAAAAUAAUUUUAAAACUACAGUAAAAGUUCGAUAUAAUCCAGUUUCUCUUAGUCCAGAAAUCCCUAGAAUUUAGCAAAUUGAAAGUUAUCCAGAAUAUUCCAGUGAUGCAGCAUUUUAGCUAGUUUGCCAGCUUCUCAUACAUUGUUUUGAUGUGGAUACAAAGUGAGGCCCAUUAAUCCAGAGUUGCCUCAGAUAUAAAAAGAACAUGAUGAUGAAAGCACUGAAUGUAACUUAAAGAACUGAUAUACUGUAUUUUAGGAGGAUGGAGAAAGGGGUGUUUUAAGAGAAUUCAAAUCCUCAUCUACCAUUGGGAACAUAAUAAUAAUAGCUGUCAUCUAUGAUCACUGUAUUUUAAGCAGGAUAUUAUUACACAUAGGGGAUUUUGCAUCAUUUAAUCCUUAGGGUAACCCUAUGUGGUAGGUUCUACUAUUGGUGUUUAUAGACAAGGAAACUGAGGCUAAAGAAGUUAUUUGCUGAAGGUCACAGAGCUAGUAAAACGUGGUGCUGGGAUUCAGAAUCAGACGACCUGUUGAAAACGGAUGGUUGACGAGACCAGAGUAUUACAGGUAGAACCACGGGGCUGUCUGCCGUAAGAGUGGCUGAAAGGACAGAAGAGGCUCUCGCUGGUGGGCGACCAGACGGCGGCGGGAGGAGGUCAGAGACGGGGCUACUGCUUGUGUCGUUUGGCUUCUUUUAAGUCUAUUAACACUUCAAGCUUUAAACUCUGGGCAUAAAUGACUAUGAUAACAAUAAUUCUUACAGCUAUGUUGAUACUAAGUUAACUAGUAUUCUGCUAAUUGACCACAGUACCUCAUACCUAUGCAAAGAAAAGAGAGAAAAGUACUGACUUUGUCCUUUGUUUCCAUGAUUCCAAGUCUCGUUUACAGUCUAUAAACAUCCAUUCCUAUUCUACCUUUUCACAUAAAGAUUAUGUAGAAGCAAGUUGGGCUAUAGUGGUCCCAUGAUACCGUGUAAGUGUGUAUAAGCUGAAGUUAUUGCAUUCAUAAUUAACAUAUUAUGCAAUUAGAAUUUAUUGCAUUAAAGCUGAAGCAAGUGUUUUUUCAUGUUUAGACAUCACUGUGUUACAAAGUUUAAUUCAUUAAGCUCUACCUUUCACUAUAACACAUGAUAAAAUGUUGUAUGUUUUGCAUUUAAAUAUUUACAUGUGGUCCUAUUCAGCCUGUGCCUUGUAAAUCUCAAAAGGGCUGAGUUGUAUAUAUUUAUUUUUCACUUACAGGUUGUCUGCUAAAAAUUAUGAAUUAUGUCCUGAUUGCUUAAGUUAUUUUUUUCCUUUAGAAUUUUUGGCACACUACAUUGUAAUUUCCAAAAAUAUAUGCAAUUACUCUUGAGAGUACUUAACGCAAAUACAUCCUGCAUGUAACUGGUACAUUAAAAUACUGUAGUAUUUUAACUGA
Molecule: messenger RNA, 3599 nt
Organism: Equus caballus (horse)
Lineage: Eukaryota; Metazoa; Chordata; Mammalia; Perissodactyla; Equidae
Gene: ARL6
Product: ADP ribosylation factor like GTPase 6
Biological process (GO): intracellular protein transport; protein localization to cilium; vesicle-mediated transport
Cellular component (GO): cytoplasm; axoneme
Molecular function (GO): GTPase activity; GTP binding
Source: RefSeq, a predicted model, not a curated record